Messenger RNA from Oncorhynchus nerka (sockeye salmon), 3634 nucleotides. RefSeq names its product N-acetylaspartate synthetase-like. The record is from RefSeq and is a predicted model, not a curated record. Gene Ontology annotation, cellular component: mitochondrial membrane. The coding region runs from base 401 to 1015 and encodes 204 amino acids. Gene Ontology annotation, molecular function: L-aspartate N-acetyltransferase activity. Lineage: Eukaryota; Metazoa; Chordata; Actinopteri; Salmoniformes; Salmonidae. The transcript is spliced from 3 exons.
AGAGCAGAUUGCCCCUUUCAUCACUGCAUUAACACUCCAGCCCCUGCUCUCUACUCUACAACACUGGAAUGCACCAUUUUAGCAGGAGAAUGAUCCUCCUCCCAACGGUUCUCCUCUGGAACGGGAAACCCCCCAUUGUCUAGGAACAGAAAUGUCUUAAAAGGACAGGCGAUGAGAGGAAUUCAGAACAGUCUUUACUCUCUCCACACACACACAAUGUCUGAAACGGUGCCACAGCUAGUGUUAAAACAAAUUCCAACAGGACUUGGUUAGCGGUGACACCGGGAGGGACAAUGACAGCCAAUCAACAACGCCCUGUAUUUCUGUCCUAGAUCUCCCAUGCAGGCUGAAUAUUCCUGAAUAGGCCAGUCUGCCAUCCGGGCACCUAAGACCCAUAGUGAUGGUGUGGCCGGAUCUAUUUUUACCCACCAUGCCCUGCAAAUGGAGACAAAAUGGCCGCCCAGUGGGCAUACCUCCAGCAAUGAUGUGCUUUGUUGUGACCAAAUCCCUCGCGCUGACCUGCUGCGCGCCGUUCCUUCUCAUGGGCGCGCGCUACUUCUACAGCCACAAAGUCAUCCACAGCUAUCUGGCCUGCGCGCUCCACACUGACAUGGCAGACAUCGAGGAGUAUUACAUGAAACCUACAGGCUCAUGUUUCUGGGUGGCAGUGCUGGAAGGUCAGGUGGUCGGCAUCGUGGCGGCGCAGGGCCGGGAGGACGACAACACGGUGGAACUACGGCGCAUGUCGGUGGACUCGCGCUUCCGCGGCAAGGGCAUUGCCAAGUUGCUGGGGCGUCGUGUGCUAGAGUUCGCCAUGCAUAACAACUACGCCGCCGUCGUCCUGGGAACCACCGCCGUCAAGAUGGCUGCCCACAAGCUGUAUGAGUCACUGGGCUUCCGGCGGACCGGCGGUAGCGAGGAUUACAUGCUGCCCGGAAUGAGCCGCUCGCUGCAAGAGAGGCUCUUCUUCCAGAUCCGUUACCAACGCUACCGUCUGCAGCUCCGUGAGGAGUGAGGGAUGAGAAAGAGGGAGAGAGGGAUGGAGAGAGAAAGGGGGAGAGAGCAACGACACCACCUCCUCGAGGCAGAGCCCCUCGCCCAACGAGCCUCGACCAAGUCCUUCUCCUCUGACAACUUUAUUUAUUUUAUAUUAUUAGAGUUACUUCUUCUUGCUACUACUGUUUCUAUUCAUUCAUCUUAAGUCACUAACUUUUUAUUGGUUUUAGUUUAUUUUGAUUUAUUUUUUACAUUUUGAAUUUAGUGCCCCCCCAUCCCCGAGUACAAUUUUUUUUGACCCUGUCCUGUAGUAAAAAUAAAAAAAUCCCUAACAUAUAUCACCAUCCCAUGCCUUUUCAAAUGACAUCAUCAACUGAGUGUUCCCUUUGCUUUUCAUACCAUGUGAUUGUUCCUUACCGUAUUCAUUACCUCUACCAGCCCCUCCAACAUCUACCCCCUCCUGCUCAAUACGUGGCAUUUCUAUCUCAAACGCACCCUGUCUCUCAUUAGCCCACUUAAGCCCUCUCCAUUGUCACAACAGCGUGUGUACCCAAAAAGACCUAGACAAAAAGACUAAGUAGGUUGGCAUUGGUCCAGCCACUUCAGCACAGCCCAUAAACCAGCAGCCCUGUGGAGAGACAAGAGGAACAAAUCAAAUCAAAUGUUAUUGGUUGUUUACACAUAUUUGACGGAUGUUAACACAGGUGCAGAGAAAUGCUUGUGUUUCUAGUUGCAACAGUGCAGUAAUAUCUAACAAUACAAAACAAUACACACAAAUCCCCCCCCCCAAAUAAAAAUAAAUAUAUAUAUGUAUAUGAUUGUGUGUAUAGACAGUAUAUGAAUAGAAAAGGUGUGUACAGCAGUAGUUAUAUAGGAUGACGAGAAUACAGGAUAUACAUAUGAAGGGGGUAUGUAUAUAGGGCAGCAGUCUCUAAGGUGCAGGGUAGAGUACCAGCUGGUAGCCGGCUAGUAAUAAUGACUAAAGUUCAGGGCAGGGUACUGGGCAGAGGCUGGCUACUGGUGACUAUUUAACAGUCUGAUGGCCUGGAGAUAGAAGCUGUUCCUCAGUCUCUCCUUAUCCCAGCUUCGAUGCACCUGUACUGUCUCCGCCUUCUAGAUGGUAGCGGGGUGAACAGGCCGUGGCUCUGGUGGCAGGACAUGUACUGUGCAGUCGGGUGGCAGGACAUGUACUGUGCAGUCGGGUGGCAGGACAUGUACUGUGCAGUCGGGUGGCAGGACAUGUACUGUGCAGUCGGGUGGCAGGACAUGUACUGUGCAGUCGGGUGGCAGGACAUGUACUGUGGAAUCGGGUGGCAGGACAUGUACUGUGCAGUCGGGUGGCAGGACAUGUACUGUGCAGUCGGGUGGCAGGACAUGUACUGUGGAAUCAGGUGGCAGGACAUGUACUGUGCAGUCGGGUGGCAGGACAUGUACUGUGCACUCGGGUGGCAGGACAUGUACUGUGCAGUCGGGUGGCAGAAAACAAGCACACACAGGCUGCAUCUCCUAUUCCCUAUAUAUUGUACUACUUUUGACCUAUCCUAUCACUCCUCCUCCAGCUUUCUGAUAUCCUCCCUUCCACUAUCUCCUCCUCCAUUCCACUAUCUCCUCCUCCCUCUAUCUCUUCCUCCAUAUUUGGUCAUGUUCUUAUCCCUUCAUUCAACACCGUAUCAGAAUGGAUUCUAUAGAAUGACAAUGGUUCCUAAUUCUAUGAUUCCAUUCUACCUGCAUGGGAAUUAUGGAGAUGGUCUCUAAUUGGUUGGGAAAACAAGAGGGUAGUUCAGGCUAGGGAUACCCAUGCAGGGUGAAUAUUUAAGUGUCAAAAUUGAACAUAUUACUCAUUUAAUCAUGGGAUUUUCUAAUGAGUAAAUGAUUUAAUCUAAUUCAACUUUGAGCAUUAUUGAUUCAUAUGUGUACUUAUCAAUUGUUUACUAAUUGAAUCAAGAUAAAUUCUAACAUUUUUAAUACGUUUGGAAUUUGAUUAAGGAUAAAUUCAAGAUUUUUAUAAUCACACACAUUUGAUGGAAGCAUUGCUACAUAGUAGUAUGCACAUUUUAUGGAUACAGCUACAAUUACAAAGUAAUCGCAAUCUAGUAUAUAUUCAAACCAGGUCAUUGGAGAAAACUACUUGGGUAGGCCUAAUACAUUAUUUGCAAUAUUUGCGGACUUAAAGUAUAUGUAGUCGACCUAACAAAAUGCAUCUGAGCACAAAUUUAUCCAUUUGAAUUUAAAUACAAUACUAUAUCCAAUUUACAGGUAUAUUUAUAUCCUUCUGUGUAUGUGUUAAUGUGUACACAGUUGGAAUACUAUACCGAAUGUAGCUGACAAACCCAAAAGGCAACCCCCUCUCUCCCCGUCAUAACGAUAACCACUCUCAUCUCCAUCCUCCUAUCACAGACAGAACCAGCAGAGGGAGAGAUACAACUUCUAUGAGCCCAAGAACUUGUGUCAUACUUGUACAAAGAUAAAGAAAUUAAAUGUGAAGAAAAAAAAUGAAAAAAGACAUAGACCAAAAAUAUAUUGCGCUGAUCCCCAUAGCCUUGACUUCUGACCCUUCCCCACUCCCUCUAUCCUUGACUUCUGACCCCCCACUUCCCCUAGCCUUGACCUGUACCCCCACUCACCUUAGCCUUGACUU